CCGAAAUCGAAUCUGUAGUCCGGCUGUCUACCAUACGCUAAUCAAGGCCUAGGUCCCACUUCGCACAGGAUAUCCAGAUAAUGGCACCCUCACCGUCAACAGCGUCGGUACCCCUUUCAACGUCAUCCACAACAUCCACAAUGGCCUUAUCAACCUCGCCUGCUACGACUGCGAGCUACUCAACCGGUGAUCAUAUCUACAAGGGUAAACAUACAAACAGAUCAUGGCAACAGCUCCCCCCAGAGCUCAUCAGACAUAUUGCGUCUUUGUACCUUAAGGAUGUCGCUACGCACUUAUACUGUCCAGUCACUUGGGAGGUUAGAGAGGUUUGGCCCUCCAGAAUGGUCUACGCGGCUUUAUGUCAGGCUAUAGAACUCGAGAAGUUAAUGAAUGUCACCCCUUCUUGGUGUACUGCUCUCAAAUCCCAUCUAUUUUGGAAUCAUGCAUGCGCACUCCUGGAUCCUCACGACAUACUCCACCAAUAUGCAAUCGUACGCCCUCAGGCCCCCGCAGAUGGGGCUGCAGGGGCUGCAACUAUCGCGCCACAGCCUUACCGUUUACCUCCUCACACCCAUUUUCGCACUAUGACCUACCAUUCCUGCAUCAUCUGUCGCAUCAAUUCACCUUGUUCGUCCGUUGGCCUCGGAGCCGCAAAACGAACACAUGUUAUCCCAAGGUUGGGCGUGAUAUCCGUGUGUCGCGAGCAUCGCAAAACCGCAUUUUGCGGUGUAUGCCUCCGUGAGGCUCCCGCUGCCGAGUGUGAUCCCCAGUUUGAUGUCCAGAGCAACAUGCGUCUCAGCGGUUACAGUCAACUGUACAGCCAUGGAAAUUUUAAUCUGGCCUUGGGCGGCUAUAACCCGUAUGCAACCACCCUCAAUCCUGCCUUGAUGGUAUUAUGUUCUGAAAACGAAGAUGAUGAAACCUGGCCUGGCGUUGAUGCAACGUGUCGGUCAUGUCGUUUAGAAGGGCUCUGGAACCGUAUCAAAUCGAGUGCUCGCGACCGCGAGGCGAUUGGUGGUCCACGUUUCGUUCAAUCCUCGUCUUCAUCACGCUCUUCACCCGCAAGCCCGCGACAACUCGCAUUAGCACGUGUUCCACCCUGGAAGUAUGCAUCAGCAGAUUGGGAAACGCGUCAAACAGUCGAUGCUUUCAUCGAACUGGGCGAAGGCUCAAUCACAGAGGUCCUGAACGUUGCCCGCGAGAAGCUGUGGCUGCGGUCAUACACGAAAAUGCCGGAGUUGAUGGAGCAAGCUGUCGCUGCUACCCGCUGGGCCAGCGAAGGCAUGGGGACUGACUUUUCGCAAAAUUCUUACCAUCAUCGUGAACCAGAGAGUGUGGCGGCGCCACGGCAAGAACAUACACGUACUACAGAAGGAGGGGACUCGUACAGCCCCGUCAACAGUUUAUCUCCUUCCCGUCGUUCGCGCUCGCCGUCUCCGCGGUCAGCGUACUCCUCAGACUAUGAGGGCUCGGAGGAUGAAGAUGAUCCUGAUUUGCUUUCUAUGACUGAAGAUGCUGGUGGUGUGCGUGAUCUGGCUAUUGCUGACUGGGCGCGGACACGAAUUCUUGAUGGACACUGGUGUAGUCCUGCCGACCAGUGGUAUGGUUACGCUCGACCAAUUGGUGGAGGUGUCAGAGAUCCUGGCGAGGAACCUGACUAUGAGUCGGAAACUGACGACGAUGAACCUCUUGAGAAUGGACAGUCUCGCCGCCGCAUCAGAGUUCCCGCUACACAUCCUUGUCCGUGGACGCUCUCGAGGCCAUCGUCCCCGUCAUCUCUUCCCUCACCCACGGACGACUCGCAUCCACGUCUUUCGACCGUUCGUUCUCAGGCACCACCGUCGUUCGGACUUUGUGAGCAGGCUUUCCGUGCCUUUUCAAAACAGUUGCGCCAGAUCCUCUUGCCUGGGAUGAACAAUAUCGUCCGGCGGCUCGUCAUUGAGUCUGCGAAUGGGAUAGGAGGUGCUUGGGUAGACCCUGCUGUGCGCGCAUCGAAGAUGAACCUUGAAGAUGUGCUUGCUGAACUGCGCACGCCCGGAGUAUGGUUUGAUGGCGUUGAUUGGGCGGCUGGCGGCUUGGACAUUGGCGGUAAGCGCGAGGACGAUGCCUUGAGUAGCACCAGUGCGUCGACGAGAAGCGAUGGAUCACACACGACGAGCCCUGUUCUUUCUACGACAACGCUACAUACCACACCAUCGCCUCCACCAUCACAUCCUGAGGAGAAGGAGCAUGAGCCUGCAACGACAACAGCAAUAACGAGGCCGAAACCGCCACAAGUCAUCAUCCCCAUUCCUGUGUCACCGGUGUUAGACUCACCCAAGCUUUUACAUCCUAUCCCUUAUGUACCGGUUACGCUGGCCCAUAUGGCGCAGUACAGUCUCGAAGCAUUCAAACAGGUAUGGCGCGAAGCAUGUGCACCACUGUAUCACUGCCGAUGUUCCGUCUGCGAACGUGCUAUGAUCAAGGCAAAUGUUGCCGCUGGUAACCCUGUCACUCCUCAGGUGCGGUCUGCGCCCCAAAAUGAAUCCCAAACCCGAGUACCACAGCCUCAACCACAGCCACCGCCAGAAUAUGAGAACCUAAGUGAAAUAGUUCUAGAAGAGGUACGUGUUCCCAGAAGCAAGUUGGUGAAGGAGGAAGAGGAAGAAGAGCUAGAAGAGGAAGAGAUGUAUGAGGACGAGGAAGAAGAGAGUGAAGAGGAGCAGUAUGAACUCGCGAACCCAUGUUCCGAGACACAUACCAUCACACCCCGGAAACGCUCUUCUGGAGACCUCGAGGCAGAGAACGCUGCUGCUGGUGAUCCAAUCGAGGUCCCUCGUACCUCGACUCCGCCGAAACGUCCUCGGAGAGACUCAGAUCGUCCUGUUGACGACCGAGCGCGGCGCGGAGAGUCUGUGGCGCCGAUCCCUACACCUCGCCAACGAAAGCGCUCCUCAGAAGAGCUGGAUGUUGGCAACGACUCUCUGUCCCGGGGUGAUUCCCUACAAAAGCGACUGCGCGUUGAAGAGUCCUCGCCGGGCUCCCACUCAGCGCCUCGCGCACUCAGCGUCUCACCUCCUGAGGUGGAUCGUGCAGAUGGGUAUAGCAGGAAGGGCUUUGUUGACGCUGGGGACGGGGAUUUUAGCUGUCUGCGAACAGGCCUAGUGAAUGGUGGCGAGCUGGAUGGGUUGUACGUGUUCGAAGAACCGUAGGUUAAUUUAAAAGUGGAAUUGUGUUCAGCAUUAGCAUGCUUUCAACUCUUGUAUUUUGCAUUCUGUACAACUAUACCAUAUCUCCUUGGUUUUUUCUACGGUGAUGACGACGACUACGUCUGUUUAGCUAAAUUGGGGUGGACUUGGUGACAAACAACUGAAAAAAAAAC
Messenger RNA from Suillus discolor, 3361 nucleotides. RefSeq lists its product as uncharacterized. The coding region runs from base 81 to 3191 and encodes 1036 amino acids. The record is from RefSeq and is a predicted model, not a curated record. NCBI's taxonomy places the organism in Eukaryota, Fungi, Basidiomycota, Agaricomycetes, Boletales, Suillaceae. The transcript has 4 exons.